UGCGUCAAUGCGUGUUGAUAUAGCUAUGCUCAGAUAACCGAUAGAAUAAUUUCACGUUUGUUUAUCACUGACAAGAAGGCGGGAAAUAAAGGAAAGUUCGAGAAAAUUCAUCCUCGCGACUCGCGACCUCCGAUUCUCCGAGUGCGGAAUCAUGAUAACGCGACCGACGUUAACGCAGAUUCGGCGGUUUGCGCAGAAGGUCAGCGUGAAAUUGAACGCCGAAGUGAAGGAGCUCAUUGAGAAGGAGGAUAUAAAACCGAGGAAGCAUCCAGGGAUCAUCAAAUCUAGUAUCGUUGAAUUGCCUGAAUGGGUUAAAAAUGCAAUCAACGUUUUUAUGAUAGAUAAAUAUGGGAAACAAAUUCGAACUGAAGCACAGAAAUUCGGGAGGAGUUUACAAGGACGACUUGCACCCAUCGAGUCGGGUGAGAUGAAAAACAAGUACGAAGACCUACAAAAUGCCGGUCUGAUAAAACAGAAGCUGCAAGACGCACCGCUGGAGGACAUGGAGAAAUUCAGGAACAAUAACCACAAAAAAGUAUUAAAACUACUCAAUUCCCGAAUUUGUAAUGCCGGCGCGAUAGAGUAUAACACGCAUAGAGGCAAAUUGUAUGCGGUGGCGAGGGCAGCGCCAGAUUUUGCCAUAUUAUCUAGGGUUUUUCAAGAAAUAACAGCAAGGGAUGCAACUUUCAGGCCACAGACUAUAUUUGAUUUUGGAUCUGGCAUCGGCACAGUUUUGUGGGCAGCAACAAAAGCAUGGCCGGAUUCAAUCAAGGAGUAUUUUGGCGUGGAUAUUGCGGUAGAAAUGAAUGAUCUGUCUGAACAGUUGGCAAAAAACGCCAUGCCGAAAGUUCGGACGGUUUAUAGACGUCAGUUUUUUCCUGCCUCGCCUACCCCGUCUUACGAUGUCACUGUUAGCGCGUUUUCCUUACUAGAGCUGCCGAAUGCCGAGGCGAGGCUCGAGUCGAUAUUAAAGCUCUGGAGAAAAACAGGUCAUUACAUGGUUCUUGUAGAACAAGGGACAAAUGCAGGUUUCGGACUUCAAAAGUCAGGGAUGGAAAGAGAUCCCAAACCAGCCUACGUAUUCGCCCCGUGUCCUCAUGAUCUGGCGUGCCCAAGAUAUCUAUUGGACCAUACUCCGUGUAACUUCAGCGUCCCGUAUAUGACUAACAUUCCUGGACCGAAAAGUCACCUCUACAAUGCUCGGUUUUCCUACGUAAUCAUCAAAAAGAGUGAGCGCCCGGACGCCGACGAGAAAUGGCCCCGUAUCGUGAGGCCUGUUUUAGUUCGUUCCCGACAUUCAGUAUGUCGGAUGUGUACAGCUUCCGGGGAGUUAAAAGAAGUCAUCUUUACUGCUUCUAAAUUUGGCAAAAUGACGUACCACUGUGCGAGAUCCAGUAACUGGGGAGAUCGACUGCCUGUAUCUUUGGAACAGAUCUCUGAGGAAAAUUCUGAAGAAAAUGGUAGUGACGGUAGUGAUAAGGACACUGAAUAAGUUUGUAGAAAUACCUAAUUUUUACUUUUAUGAUAAAUUCAUGUAUGAAUUGCUAUAAACUCUUAUUUUCCCCAACUGUCAUUCAGGGAUGAAUUCUGUACUAAAUAAUUGGUUGAGGACUAGUGAAUUUUAGUUACACGCACUGAGAUAUACUUUUAUCAACUAUUAAACCAUUAUAAUUAUUAUUAUUAUAUAUAAUAUUUAAUAUAUUUGUUAUCACAGAUGAGUUGGAAGCAGAGAUGAGGAGGAUCCCUGAGUUGGGCCGCCCCUGGGCAGAGUUGAGUUGGCCCUGGGAGGUAUCAAGUGGGAAGUGCACGAGCCGCUUGCAUUCUGCUGCACCUUUGG
This is a messenger RNA of Orussus abietinus, 1837 nucleotides long. RefSeq names its product methyltransferase-like protein 17, mitochondrial. The coding region runs from base 152 to 1492 and encodes 446 amino acids. Gene Ontology annotation, biological process: translation. Gene Ontology annotation, cellular component: mitochondrial small ribosomal subunit. The record is from RefSeq and is a predicted model, not a curated record. The transcript is spliced from 10 exons. Lineage: Eukaryota; Metazoa; Arthropoda; Insecta; Hymenoptera; Orussidae. Gene Ontology annotation, molecular function: structural constituent of ribosome; methyltransferase activity.